AUGGCAACCCACAUAUCUCUAGUGAAGACUCCGCGCCGGUUUCUCUUUAUCGCGUCAAUUGGAAAUCCCCGUCCCUACCGCCAAACUCGUCACAGCGCCGGACAUAUCCUCCUCGAUGCCUUAAUACCUCUUUUACCCAACAGGUUUCCCUUGGUUUCCGCCAAACACCAACUAUCUGCUGGGCCCUUGUUUUAUCGAACAUGGUAUAGCCCAUCGUACAUGAAUGAGUCGGGUCCGAAGCUUGUCCGACAGCUGAAGAACUGGAUAUCAACAACACAGACCGAGAUAUUGGGAAAGGUGAUCAUGCAGGGAAAUGUGGCGCUCUCUAAGACAACUGAGGUCGCAGAUCCUGAGAACCCCGAAUGGCAACGUCGUGGCACUGACCCUCAGUCGCUGAGAUUCUUAGCCCCCACCCUGGUGAUCCUCCACGAUGAACUGGAAGCGCCCUUGGGAAAAGUCAGAGUAAAACGGGGUGGGCCUGAAAAGGCCAGCUUGCGCGGCCAUCGAGGUCUGACCAGCAUCAUGGAGAGUCUACGGGGAAAAGGCUUGCACCCACCGCGUACAAGUCCUGGCGAAACUCGUUCGCAUGAAGACCUUUCUGUAUUGCGAGUAGGGGUCGGGAUUGGUCGUCCAUCCACCCGAAAUCGAGGCGAUGUUGCAGACUAUGUUCUCAUGGAAAUGAACGACACUGAGCUGGCUGCAGUACGUGCAGCAGCUGGACCGGUAUUGGACAUCUUAGCAGAUGAAAUAUACCGUGAUGGUAGCGCGCUGUGA
Molecule: messenger RNA, 774 nt
Organism: Aspergillus bombycis
Lineage: Eukaryota; Fungi; Ascomycota; Eurotiomycetes; Eurotiales; Aspergillaceae
Product: aminoacyl-tRNA hydrolase
Exons: 1
Coding region: 1-774 (257 amino acids)
Molecular function (GO): peptidyl-tRNA hydrolase activity
Source: RefSeq, a predicted model, not a curated record